Messenger RNA from Suncus etruscus (white-toothed pygmy shrew), 2041 nucleotides. It is a transcript of the gene ILDR2, whose product is annotated as immunoglobulin like domain containing receptor 2. Gene Ontology annotation, biological process: pancreas development. Gene Ontology annotation, cellular component: membrane. Lineage: Eukaryota; Metazoa; Chordata; Mammalia; Eulipotyphla; Soricidae. The record is from RefSeq and is a predicted model, not a curated record.
CGGCUCUCCUGGCGUCUGGUUCGCGGCGCUGCCCGGGAAGUUGGCGGAGAUGGAGUGGCGGGUGCGGGCGUGCGUGGCUCUGUGCUGGCUAACAGGUCUGGCUUUGGCCGUCCAGGUGUCGGUGCCAGACAAGAGGAAGGUAGCUCUGCUGUUCCAGCCCACCGUGUUACGCUGCCAUUUCUCCACCUCCUCCCGCCGGCCAGCUGUGGUGCAGUGGAAGUUCAAGUCCUACUGCCAAGACCGCAUGAGCGAGUCCCUGGGCCUGUCGUCCCCACGCACCCAAUCACUUAGCAAGAGGAACCUCGAGUGGGACCCCUACCUGGACUGCCUGGACAGCAGGAGGACGGUGCGCGUGGUUGCCUCUAAGCAGGGCUCAGUGGUCACCCUCGGCGACUUCUACAGAGGCAGAGAGAUCACAAUCGUCCAAGAUGCGGACCUUCAGAUCGGCAAACUCCUGUGGGGAGAUAGUGGUCUCUACUACUGCAUCAUCACCACCCCGGAUGACCUGGAGGGCAAGAAUGAGGAUUCGGUGGAGCUUUUGGUGCUGGGCAGGACAGGGCUGCUUGCUGAUCUCUUACCCAGUUUUGCUGUGGAUGUUAUGCCAGAGUGGGUGUUCGUGGGCCUUGUAGUCCUGGCAUCAGCCUGGUGCUCCUGCUCGUGGGGAUCUGCGUGGUGCCAGUGCUGCCCGCACAGCUGCUGCUGCUACAUCCGCUGCCCCUGCUGCCCAGGCACCUGCUGCUGCCCACAGGCCUUGUAUGAAGCAGGGAAAGCAGCCAAGGCAGGGUACCCGCCCUCCAUCUCAGGGGUUCCUGGCCCCUACUCCAUUCCUUCUGUUCCCUUGGGAGCAGCGCCUGCAGCUGGCAUGCUGAUGGACAAGCCGCAUCCACCCCCGCUGGCACCAAGCGACUCCAUUGGAGGAAGCCAUGGUGUUCGUAAAGGGUAUCGACUCCAAACCGACAAGGAGAGGGACUCCAUGAAGGUCCUGUACUACGUGGAGAAGGAGCUGGCUCAGUUCGAUCCUGCCCGGAGGAUGAGAGGCAGAUACAACACGACCGUCUCAGAGCUCAGCUCCUUGCACCAGGAGGACUCUGGCUUCCGUCAUUCUUACCACCAGACACGCAGCAAGCCCUUCCCUGUGGCUGGGGACUUGGACAGUGACCCCGAGUACUGGGCCAGCGUCAUGGGGAAUGGCAGCGGGGUGAGCCGGGCCAUGGACUACAGCAAAGAAGACCGGGGAAGCUUCCGGCACAGCCAACCACGCGCCAAGUCGGAGAUGCUGUCAAGAAAGAACUUCGCCCGGGGGUGGCCCGCCGUGUCCAUGGACGAGCUGGCGGUGCUGGCCGACUCGUACGGGCCCCCGCGGCCGCGCCGGGCUGAUGGCAGCCUCCACGAGAGUCGGACCGGGAGCCGCCUGGAACGCGCAGACCCCACGCACGGGGCCGAGUAUUACCCGCGGGGCCGCGGCCGGGAGCCCCCCGACACCGCCGAGCGCGGCUGGGCCUACAGUCCCGGACGCCGGCGGCCCGACGCCGCCCUGGACACGCACCUGCCGCGCCUGGUGAGCCGCACUCCAGGGCCCGCGCCCAAGUGGGACCACGCCGCGCCACGCGCGCCAGAGUGCCAAGCCCGACCCGAGGGCGCAAGCCGCGGGGGCAGCUGGAGACCGCCUUCCCGGCUCAGCGCGCGCCUGGGUCCACGCAGCGCCUCCUACUACGCCUGGUCCCCGUCGGGCCGCCACCACGACGAUGAGGACGAUGACGACGAGGAGGACGACGACGAGGACGACGACGACGACGGGGGCGAGGACACGUUGCCGCCCUACAGCGAGUGCGCUCUGAGCAGAGGCCCGUCGAUCCGCAGCGCACGCGAGCUGCAAUUUCACACGGCCUCCGAGAAGCGGAGGAAGGAGACGGGCAAGAAAUCGACAAAGCAGUGCCUGGGCAGAAGAACCAUCCAGAGCACUGGUGUCACGAGGGUCUCUAGCCUGUGGAAGGAGGACUUGAAGGACAGUGCUGCAGGUACCGGGCCUCGCAAGCUAUAG